Molecule: messenger RNA, 2092 nt
Organism: Vigna unguiculata (cowpea)
Lineage: Eukaryota; Viridiplantae; Streptophyta; Magnoliopsida; Fabales; Fabaceae
Biological process (GO): regulation of DNA-templated transcription
Molecular function (GO): double-stranded DNA binding
Source: RefSeq, a predicted model, not a curated record
AUUUUCUUAAGUGAAUUCUAAAGGCAUAAAUGGAUUUCGGUCCUCUUCAUCCAUUCAACCCAUCCCUUUCCUUCAUUCAAUCUCAUUUCAUCCCUUCAAACCCAUACAUUACCUCCAUUUCACCUCAUCUCUUACAUCUCCAUUUGUGUGCGCAUAUCCUUGAAAAUGGAAGGCCAUGGAGAACCGGAUUCCUACUUCUUAAUACAAUAACUUCAACCCAUCCAUUUCCUCUGCCACUUCGUCGUCCUUCCCACCAUCAUGCAUCUCGACCCCGUCGCCACCCCUCUUUCGACAAGGGUACAACUGAAUUUUUAAAAAUCAUGGAGGUGCAGGAAGAAUACAUGGAGGUGCAGGAAGCAAUGUCCUCCCGGGAAUAAUCGAAAUCCGAAUUGUUUGUCUCCAUAAUCAAGUUCAUUAUCUUCAUUGGCCCCGUUGGAGGUUCAACCACCCUGUUCCGAAGUCAGCUUAAGGGUUUGCAUUGAAGGUUGAAACGUUCAAAAGCGUACAUUGGUGGAAAAUCGAAAUCUGAGUAAGUAAAUGGUGCCUCGUAUUCUCGUUACUAGACUAUUUGCGUCCUUCACAAACUGCAGAAGCACCCAAUUCCAAUGGGGUUCUCUGCUGCAACACAAACACGAUGCUUCUCUUUUUAUGUUCAACACAUUCACUUCUGGUGGGGACAGCCACAAAGGUGACACCUUUACAGUGUCUUACCUCAGCAACUCGUGUGGGUUGUCCCUGGAAUUGGCCAGGAAACUCUCCAAGAGGGUGAAUUUGAAAACCCCAGAUGGUCCAAAUGCUGUUCUUGACACUCUCAAGAACUAUGGAUUCUCCAAAACUCAGGUUGCAAAAGUCGUCGAGAAGAAUCCCAGGUUGCUUGCAGCCAGUGCGGAGAAGACCCUCUUGCCCAAACUCAAGUUCUUCAACUCUAUUGGUGUUUCCAACAGUAUCAUCCAUAGGAUUGCGCUUGAAGACCCUGUCAUCUUGCAGAGGAGUCUGGAAAAAUGCCUUGUGCCACGAUACGAGAUUAUCAGGAGUAUAGUUCGUGAUGAUCGGAAGGUUGUUAGUGUUUUGAGAAAUGUCCCACUUGGUUUCACAAAUUGUGACCUAAAGAAAUGCUUGGUUCCAAACAUCGAGAUCCUGAGGCAGUCUGGGGUUCCUCAGGGUUCAAUCUCUCUGAUGAUGGUCAACGCCACCUCUUCAGCAAUGGUGAAGCAUUCAAGAUUUGUGGAAGUUGUCGAGAGAAUUAAGAAAUUAGGGUUUGAUCCUAAGAAAACAACUUUUGUCAUGGCUAUUGAUGUGCUUUUAGCGAUAAGUAAAGGGGGAUGGGAAUCGAGAAUUCAGAUGUAUGAGAGGUGGGGCUGGAACUGCGAAUUGGCUCUUCAAGCGUUUCUGAAGUUUCCCAAUUUUAUGAAGUUGUCGGAGGAGACAGUUAACAAAAAAAUGACUUUCCUAGUGAAGGAUAUGGGUUUGUCAUCAUUAGAUAUUGCUGCAUAUCCUCCUGUUCUGGCCUACAGCUUGGAGAAGAGGAUUAUCCCUAGACUCUCAGUAAUUAAAAUUUUGAAAUCAAAAGGUUUUUGAAAUGAUCAAUCUUGGAGUGAGGUAUUUUUGGGAAUGGAAAUGCAUUACCCUGAAGAAGGAAUCUUUCUCGCCAGGAAGAACACAAAGUUGAAAAAAAAAAGUUCAUAUUGGAGAGUUGUAAUCUUGUUUAAACUCCUUUUAUAGUAAAUGAAAAGUUUUCGAGAAUGAUGGUGAUGGGAAAACUGAUGUAACUCAGUAUGAAAGUUAGUUGGCUGUUUGUUUCACUUGACUGCUACUAUACCAGAGUCCAUGUUUUCUCAUCAAGUUUGACACAUUUUCAUAUAGAUAAAAGAGUGUUGAGACAUUUAAAAGGAAUUAUUAAUUUUAGUAUUUGGUACUGUAAUGGAAAUGGAAAUCUUGAAAGUUAUGUUGAUAGUAAUUGGAAUGGUUCUGUUGAUUUAAAGUAAGUUCCGGAGAUUUUCUUAACUUGACAGGUGAGUGUCGAAUGUAUGUAAGAACAAGAUUUUGUGACUGAAGUUUGGUACUCAGAAAAUUUGAAUUCGUUUCCUACCAC